AUGUCUCCCUUUGAAAAUAAAGGACUGAUACUGGGCGUAAUGGCAGGGACUGCUGGACUAAGCCUGAUGCUGGUUUGGUACCAUAAGAUGCGAAAACCAGUUGUGCAUAUACCCGCAUUCCUAGGUGCAGGUAAUGGGCUUAACGCUGUGGGCUUGCAAAAUGAAGCUCCUAAUGAGCAAGAAGUAAUAAUGGUUUUACAUGGAAGGCAACUGCAGAUACUAGAAAAAUUGAAUGGCUUGCUAGUAAGCAUGGACGAACUGAAGAGAGAGGUGAAAUUUCUGAAAGAAGCUAUUCCAGAGCUUGAAGAGCUUGUUCGAAAUGAGCUUCAAGGGAAGGGAGGUGUUCAGAGAGUUAGCCCAUCACACAGAGCAACGAAGCGGAGAAAAGCUGAGACAACUUCUGGUGCAACAGAAACUACCAGCUCUGAGGAGGCCGAAAGUGAAGGAGGUUAUCUUACAGCUCAUACUGAUUCUGAAGGAGACUCCGAGGAAGAAAAGGAACGUACGAAAUCACCCAAUGCCAUUGUGAAAUCAGAAGAAGAAGAGUUAUUUAAUCUUUUACAGCAGGUGGACAAUUUGCACAAGGGUUCAGAGGAUGAUAAAAGGGAGGGCUUCAGACUGCUGCUUGAGAAAGAUGACAAGUAUGAAAACUCUGUGGACUUUCUUUGGAGACUCGCACGCGCUUAUGGAGAUCUGUUUGAGAUGACUACUGAUGCUGAGGAGAAGAGGAAGUAUGUUACUGAUGGAAAGAUGAAAGCUGAAAAGGCUGUUCAGCUGGAUUCCAGGAGUGCUGAGAGUCACCAGUGGUAA
Eurypyga helias (sunbittern) is the source of this 810-nucleotide messenger RNA. Its product is annotated as regulator of microtubule dynamics protein 2-like. Lineage: Eukaryota; Metazoa; Chordata; Aves; Eurypygiformes; Eurypygidae. The record is from RefSeq and is a predicted model, not a curated record. The transcript has 4 exons. Gene Ontology annotation, cellular component: cytoplasm; spindle microtubule; mitotic spindle pole. The coding region runs from base 1 to 810 and encodes 269 amino acids. Gene Ontology annotation, molecular function: microtubule binding.